GCCGAACAGCCGACGCCAAAGAAGGACGUCAAGGAGGACGGUUCGGAUCAGUGGUUGCAGCAGGUGGCCGCGAAGACGGAGUCGGCCGCACUCAAGUCCAUGGUCUCGGCCGAGUUGGCCAAGCUCCAGGCGAUGGGCACCUCCGAGGUCAUUGUCCCUGGCAUGGAGGCCGAGGCGGUCAGGAGGUCCACUGCCAAGAUCCUGGCGCAGGCGGAGAAGGCGAAAAGGGCUGCCACCGAGGCGCUUGCGCGCGCGGAGGGCAUCUCGUCUGCCUCGUCCGCCACGGACUCAGCAGCAGGGGGCAUCACGCAGCCAAAAUUCAAUGUUACAUGGAAUGAGGAGCUAUUCAAAGGGCCCGAGCACUUGGAGUGCGAGGAGGCCGAGGGGACCGCGCUGCGCCGCGUCCACUCUCAGCUUCAGGAGCUCCAGAGCACCUUGAGCGCCAAGGAAGCCGACAUCCAGGUUAUGCUGGACAAGGCCGCCGCUGCGCGCAAGGAGGUGGACGACCGUGGCAGCGGUGGGGUUGGCGCUGGCGUUGGCAGCGGCGCCACCCCCGACGCCGCCCCGACGGCGAUGGAGGCCGAGCCCACCAGCGCUGCUGAGGCCGCGGUCCUCGCCGAGGCCGAGCAGGAGGAGAAGCAGCGCCUCGACCAGGUCGCGGCCAGGCUCUCGGCGGCGAAGUUCGCGGCCCGGCGCGCCGAGCUCGAUGAGCAGAAG
Prorocentrum cordatum is the source of this 717-nucleotide messenger RNA. The record is from the annotation of a GenBank genome assembly. NCBI's taxonomy places the organism in Eukaryota, Dinophyceae, Prorocentrales, Prorocentraceae.